Messenger RNA from Cutaneotrichosporon cavernicola, 1383 nucleotides. RefSeq lists its product as uncharacterized. The transcript is spliced from 2 exons. The coding region runs from base 1 to 1383 and encodes 460 amino acids. Lineage: Eukaryota; Fungi; Basidiomycota; Tremellomycetes; Trichosporonales; Trichosporonaceae. The record is from RefSeq and is a predicted model, not a curated record. Gene Ontology annotation, biological process: lipid metabolic process.
AUGUCUCUCGCAACACUUUCACUUCCCACCCUCGCCGAAGCAUACACGGUCUCGGCAGACUUUGUCGUGGCCGCCGUAGGCUCGGCCACUGACUGGCCGUACGGCUGGCUCAACGGCCUCCACUGGAAAAUCAUCGCCAACGCUGUGGGGUUCACGCCCCUCGGCGUCGCGCGGUACCUCGCCCCCCUUGCGCUGCUGUAUGCACAGUGCUACCUCCUCUUCGAGCCGGGCACGCGGUAUACGCGCUUCGCUAUCGGCGUGGCUUGUAUCGCCGGCAUGUGGUCUGCCUGGACAAGCACGCGGUUCACCAAUCCGUGGCAUAACGCUUGGAACCACGUCGCGACCAUGCCGUACAUCCAGUUCAUGCUCAAGUCGAUUGAGUUUGCUUUUCUCAAGGGCCCGAUCCGCGAUCCCAGUAAUCCGCCCCGCAGCCGUGCAGCAUGGGAUCUCCUCGUUAACCACCGCAUGAUCGGGCUCGGUAACGUCGGGCUUGACGUCAGUCCGGGCAUCCCAAACGCAAAGGUACCUGUCGGUUACGUCGAGCGACACCUGCAGAACUGCCUUGGACCACGGCCCACCUCGCGUAUUGGGAGCGUGUGGCGUCAUGCGAGAUAUGCUGCGGCCAUGUACGUCAGCUUGGACGUGUGCUUCUCCAUCAUGCGUCGGGGCGACGCCAUCUUCCGGCAACCGUAUGGUGGCCCAAACGUCCUCGAGACGUUUGCCUACGGUAACAAUUUCUUCUUCUGCCCAGGCGUGCUCGACUGGCAGAUACCCAACUAUGCCAUCAAGAUUCUCGUACAGCUCGCAAUCCUCGCUGUGGUAUGGAUGGCAUUCGAGGGAUUGUACCAGCUCUUCGCGACUGUGCAAGUCGCCCUGGGUGCGCCUGUCAAGGCGUGGGACCCGAACCUCUUCGGCGCACCAUGGAACUCGGACUCGCUUAUCGACCUGUGGGGCAAGCGGUGGCACCAGACCUUCCGCCACCUGUUUAUCGUCACUGCGUCGGUCGUGCUUCGCGCCCUGCGCCUCCCCGUCAAAGCGCGCAGUCUCUUCUUCAUGACAUUCUUUUUCAGCGGCGUCCUGCACAUGCUCUCGGAGAUGUGCAUGGACCCCGUCGGCUCUCCGGCCAGACUCGUUCUAUUCUUCGUCCUCGCUGGCGCCGGAUGUGCUGCCGAGGUGAGCUACAAGAACAUGACGGGUCACAGGGUGCGUGGUGGUUGGGGUCGCCUCUGGACGUGGGGAUACAUGACCGCCAUCGCGCCUGUCAUCUCCGUGCCCUGGCUCAACUCGGGCUAUGGCGGCAACCACGUCCUGCCUGCCGGUGGACCAGGCGACUACAUCGCCGCCUUUAUCCUCGAGUACGUUCUCAAGAUUGAGAAGGCUUAG